AUGGCGGAUGAUAUUGUCAACACCACAGUGCCUAGCACCCAGCCCUAUGAUGUUGAAAAGGCCAAAGACGGAGCAGAUGCUCCUGAAAUGGCAGAAGUGAAAGAUCUAAGAAAAGGACUGCAGCAGCGCCACAUUCAGAUGAUCGCAUUAGCAGGCACAAUUGGAACGGGGCUUUUCCUUGGCUCCGGACGAGCGUUAGCCAAUGCCGGGCCAGCAGGUAUUGUCAUGGGAUAUACGAUAAUGGGGAUAUUGAUCUCGGGGGUAACGCUCUCCAUCGGAGAAUUGAGCGCUCUUGUUCCUCUUAGUGGAGGUGUUAUCCGACCUGCUGCUUAUUUUGUGGACCCUGCUUUCUCCUUUGCGCAAGGUUGGAACGUCACAUAUCAGUAUCUCAUCUCCAUCCCCGCUGAGAUCUCUGCGGCCGCAGUGAUCAUACAGUUCUGGGUGACUAUCAACAACGCGAUUUGGGUGACGGUUUUCAGCGCAAUUCUCUUUGCCACCAACAUUUUUCUUGUUCGCAUCUACGGAGAAGUGGAAUUCACACUUGCCAUUUUGAAAGUCUGUCUGAUUGUCGGCAUGAAUAUUAUGGGCCUUGUACUCACCGCAGGAGGCGGCCCCGAUCACCAAGUUAUUGGCUUCAAAUAUUGGCACGACCCUGGUCCUUUUGUUCAGUAUCUCGGCUUUCCAGGAGCAUUGGGCCAUUUUAUGGGAUUCUGGACUGUCUUCGCCAACGCCGCGUAUGCCUAUUCCUCGGUCGAGACAAUCUCCAUGGCCGCAGCAGAGACACAUGCGCCGAGAAGAAAUAUUCCUAGAGCCGCUAAAAGAGUCUUCGUCCGAGUCGCACUGUUCUAUAUCAUAUCUGUCUUCGUGAUUACCCUGCUCGUCCCCUCUAACGACAAAAUGCUCCUAAGAAGCACCGGAACAGCAGCCCAAUCACCAUUCCUUAUCGCCGCAAGCCGCUCAAAUGUGAAGGUAGUACCUCACAUCAUCAAUGCAAUCGUAUUGACCAGCGCAUGGAGCUCAGGAAACUCAACUCUCCUCAGCGGUUCCCGCAUUCUCUACGGCCUAGCUCGGGAAGGUCAAGCUCCGCGCUUCCUAGCCCGCACCAACCGCUGGGGCGUACCGUACAUGGGCGUCCUCGGAAUCGGAAUGUGGAUGGCCCUAGGCUACAUGUCCGUCAGCGCCACGGCCGCAACGGUGUUCACGUGGCUUCAGGAUCUAGUGGCGUGUGCACAAAUCAUGAGUUGGUUGGUUAUCUGCACUACGUAUCUACGCUUCUACUACGCCAUGAAGAAGCAGGGUAUUUCUCGAACUAGACUACCAUGGAAAGCGCCCUUGCAACCGUAUGCGGCGUGGAUGACCCUGAUUUCGCUUUCCAUUAUUCUGUUGACGGGUGGUUAUACCACUUUUAUUCAUGGGCACUGGUCAACUGAGACGUUCAUCUCUGCCUAUCUUGACAUUGGUAUUUUCGCUGCUCUCUACUUCGGAUAUAAGAUCUGGUAUCGUACCGAGAUUGUCUCUUUGGAGGAAUCGCCCGUUGCGAGGUUUGUGGAGAUUGCAGAGAACGAUCCAGAUCCGCCAGAGGGUCCCAAGUCCUGGUGGUCAAGGAUCAACAUCUUGUGGAGUUAG
Penicillium lagena is the source of this 1626-nucleotide messenger RNA. RefSeq names its product amino acid permease. Lineage: Eukaryota; Fungi; Ascomycota; Eurotiomycetes; Eurotiales; Aspergillaceae. Bases 1 to 1626 code for a protein of 541 amino acids. The record is from RefSeq and is a predicted model, not a curated record. The transcript is spliced from 7 exons. Gene Ontology annotation, biological process: amino acid transmembrane transport. Gene Ontology annotation, cellular component: membrane. Gene Ontology annotation, molecular function: amino acid transmembrane transporter activity.